UUUGGAGACAGAGGGGGAGGUGGCAAACCUAAGUUUAAAUCAAUACCUCCUCCUUCCCUUCCCAUCUUGCCCCCAAUCUUUCCUUCCUCCAACUUCGCCAUCCCGGCUGGUCUCAGCCCCUCUGAGCUGCUCGACUCACCCGUCCUCCUUUCUUCUAAUAAUCAGAUGCUUUUUUCUCCAACCACUGGAACUUUUCCUUCCAAGGCAAUCAAUUGGAGAGGAAUCAGUUCUGGCAGCAAGGAUAUCGAUGUCAGGAAAGAAGAAAACAUGGCUUACUCUGAUUUCUCCUUUCAAACCCAAAAAAGUCCCUACAGUUUCCCACAGCAACUAGAUGUUUUCAAGGGAAGUCAACAAUCAUGGAACUACCAGGAAUCCACCAUCAAGGCGGAAAUUCCUGCUUCAAAUUCAUCCGAGAUGCAAACUCUGCAACUGAACACCCAAGUCAACGGUAACAACAACAUCAUAAGAGAUCAGAGGAAGUCAGACGACGGCUAUAACUGGAGAAAAUACGGGCAAAAGCAAGUAAAGGGGAGCGAGAAUCCUCGGAGUUAUUACAAGUGUACGUUUCCUAACUGCCCGACGAAGAAGAAGGUGGAAAGGAACAUCGAAGGAGAAAUAACGGAGAUCGUCUAUAAGGGAACUCACAGCCACCCUAAGCCUCAGUCCACUCGAAGGAACUCCUCCUCCUCUUCUUCUCAACAACAAAUUCAUUCUCUCGCCAUCGUCGCCGUUGGCUCAGAGGCGUCCGAGCACUCUCAUGGUGGGCGAUUGGGUGCAGCCAAUAUGGAUUCAGCUGCAACGCCGGACGACUCAUCUAUCUCUUUUGGUGAAGACGACAUGGAUUUGAGCUCUCAUAGGAGCAACCUCGGCGGUGAUGAGUUCGACGAAGAAGAACCAGAAGCCAAGCGAUGGAGGAAAGCGGGAGAGAACGACGGCGCGUCUGCCGGCGGAAACAAGGCGGUGAGAGAGCCGAGAGUUGUGGUGCAGACUACGAGCGAUAUUGAUAUACUUGACGACGGCUAUCGUUGGAGAAAGUACGGGCAGAAAGUGGUGAAGGGGAAUCCAAAUCCAAGGAGCUACUACAAAUGUACAACAAUGGGUUGCCCAGUGCGCAAGCACGUUGAGAGGGCGUCUCAUGACCUGAGAUCUGUAAUCACCACCUAUGAGGGGAAGCACACCCACGAUGUCCCGGCCGCACGUGGCAGCAGGCAGCCAGAAGAUAACAGCCACGGCACCACCACGGCGAUCAGGCCAUCAGCCAUCUCGGCCGCCCCAAUAAACUCUUUUUUUGGCCAAAGACCUAAUAGCAAUUUUCAGUCAUCUCAUGGAUCCUUUACUCUUAACAUGUUGUCUAACCAAGGGAACUAUGGCAGCAAUUACAUGAAUCAGCAGCAGCCUAAUACAAAGGAAGAGCCAAAGGAGGAUAUGUUCUUGGAGUCCCUGCUGUGCUGAAAAUGGUAUAAGGUUUCAAUGUAUUAUUUUAUGCAGUUUUUCUGAUUAGUAGGGCUAUAAUGUUUUUUUGUAGUAUUUCAAAAUAAAUUUUUUUUUUCUAUACCUUUUGUUUGAUGUAAAAAUGAUGUAUUGAAUUUAAGAAUUUGUUCAUUUGUUGGGGACUCUGCUCCUUGAUGUGUAAGAGCAUGUCUCUGAUUCGACACUUUUGUUGUAACUUGGAGAAUACAUACUGGAUUAGGAACAGGGUUUUCAUUCA
This is a messenger RNA of Phalaenopsis equestris, 1708 nucleotides long. Its product is annotated as WRKY transcription factor WRKY24-like. The record is from RefSeq and is a predicted model, not a curated record. Lineage: Eukaryota; Viridiplantae; Streptophyta; Magnoliopsida; Asparagales; Orchidaceae. Bases 166 to 1452 code for a protein of 428 amino acids. Gene Ontology annotation, biological process: regulation of DNA-templated transcription. The transcript has 5 exons. Gene Ontology annotation, molecular function: DNA-binding transcription factor activity; sequence-specific DNA binding.